AUGGCUAUUGCAACGAGUGACGCGCAACUUUUCGAGGGUGUCUUCAAGGUCACCGAGGUCAACCAGCAAAAGUACGACCGCGUGGCGCGCAUAUGGGCACGUUCCGAUGCAUCGACCGACCUGAUGGACAUGACCCUCGACAUCAACACCGAGCUGUUCCCUAUGUCCGAGGGUGACGUUUUCCGCGUAGUCCUUGCCACGUCCUUGUCGCUCGACGGCAGCAAGGACGACGACAAGGCAGGCUGGCGCGAUGCCACAAAGCUUGGCGGCCCACCGACUCUGGCCGACAGCUUCGACUAUGUUUGCCACGGCAAAAUCUACAAGUUCGAGGAUUCCGAGGAUGGCGACAACAUCAAGGCGUAUAUCUCCUUUGGCGGGCUUCUGAUGUGUCUUAAUGGCCCUUACAAGAAGCUCACUCCUCUACGGGUGGACUAUAUCUACUUGCUCAUCAAAGGAAACAAGGACUAA
Molecule: messenger RNA, 468 nt
Organism: Pyricularia pennisetigena
Lineage: Eukaryota; Fungi; Ascomycota; Sordariomycetes; Magnaporthales; Pyriculariaceae
Exons: 2
Coding region: 1-468 (155 amino acids)
Biological process (GO): DNA-templated transcription
Cellular component (GO): RNA polymerase I complex; RNA polymerase II, core complex; RNA polymerase III complex
Molecular function (GO): DNA-directed RNA polymerase activity
Source: RefSeq, a predicted model, not a curated record